Messenger RNA from Astrephomene gubernaculifera, 508 nucleotides. NCBI's taxonomy places the organism in Eukaryota, Viridiplantae, Chlorophyta, Chlorophyceae, Chlamydomonadales, Astrephomenaceae. The record is from the annotation of a GenBank genome assembly.
CUUGUGGCAGCGGGCGACCCGCUGCAGCUGCCGCCUGUCAUCGCCACGCCCGCAUACCUGUCGCUUCCGGCCCAGCCAGCAUCGGCGGGAGGAGCGACCCACGGGUCAUCAGCAGCCUCAGGAACGGCAUCCGCCGGCCCCUUGGACAGCCUGUUGCGGCCGCUGUUCGUACGGCUGUCACAAAUCGGCCAUGAGUCGCACCUCCUCACCUACCAAUACAGGUGUCACCCACAGCUCUCCGGCAUCGCAAACGCUGCCUUUUACGGCGGCAAGCUGCGAGACGGCUGCUCCGCUUCCGACCGGCGGCCGCUGCUGCCCUGCCUGCCUCCGCUGCUGUUUGUGGAGGCUCAGGGGCAGGCCCAGUUGGACGGGUUCACACGCAGCAGCUACAACACUGCGGAGGCGCACAUCGUGUCACGAACCGUUGCCGCCCUGCUCGACAAUGGGGUGUGCGCGGAGGAGGUGGGCGUCAUCUGCUUCUACCGCGCUCAAGUCAACACAAUCCGGA